Cydia pomonella (codling moth) is the source of this 1461-nucleotide messenger RNA. It is a transcript of the gene serpin-33, whose product is annotated as serine protease inhibitor 3/4-like. Gene Ontology annotation, molecular function: serine-type endopeptidase inhibitor activity. NCBI's taxonomy places the organism in Eukaryota, Metazoa, Arthropoda, Insecta, Lepidoptera, Tortricidae. The record is from RefSeq and is a predicted model, not a curated record. The transcript has 9 exons. The coding region runs from base 220 to 1461 and encodes 413 amino acids.
GUAUUAUACGAAUGUCUCAUAUCAGCAUAUCACUCUUUUUUCAUUCAGUUUCCAACCAUUGUUCUUGAAUUGUGAUAUUUUACAUAAUUCUUUACAAAGUCAUCCGGAUUUUACGAUACUGUGCGGAGAGCUUAUCGAUGUAGAAUUUGUUUUGUUGGACAAUAAAACGGUUUUACAACUCUUACAAAAUAUAACGUUGCCGUUGGCGUGAACGAGGAAAUGGAUUCAGUUAGUUUUGUUAUAUUAUCACUGAUUUCAUGUACUAUUUGGGAUCCGCGUCGCACGAAAUCGGCGUUUGUUAAGCAAAACAUGUUAAGUGGAAUUGACUUGAAUAUUUUAAGAAACCAAAUAGGUAAAAAUACAGUUGUAUCAUCGUUUGCUUUUCGGCUUCCCCUUUGCAAACUGGCAGCUUCGGCGUCAAGUACCACUAGACACGAAAUUAUAUCGAUAUUGGAUAUACACACACUAAGCCAGACAAAAACUUGUUACUCGAGCUUGUUUCCCGCUCUGUCACCCCUAUUAGAGACAGACUUAACCAUGUUGAAUAAGAUCUAUGUAAACUACACAAAUGAUAUAGAGGAUAAAUUUAUCCUGGACUCCCAGGGUUAUGGCAUAACUGUGUCUAAGAUAGGUUACAAUUAUCGAAAAGAUGCUGUUGCUUACGUGAAUCGAGAAUUCAGUUCCAAAACAUAUAUGCGUAUACGAGAUAUCCUCGACUUAAAUGACAUCGAUAAAAACUCUUCUAUAUUAAUUGUCAAUGGAUUUCAUUAUAAGGGCACCUGGGAAUCCAUCUUCGCGCAAGCUUCAGUGACAAGUAAGCAAUUCCGUAGUGGAAAACAGACUUUAAAGAUAGAAAUGAUGCAAACAAUCACACAAACAUUGUUCUUGAGCGAUGCAAAAGCACAAUUUAAGGCUAUUUCCUUACAUCUAUCUCAAGUUGGUGUGAUCAUGACAUUCCUGUUACCAUACCGCAAUUCAAGCAUUAUCAAGCUUCUAGACACUAUGUCACAAAAUCCCAAAUUAAUUGAGAAUAUAAAUAAGAGAAUGCAAUGGAAAUUCGUUAACGUUGCUCUUCCAAAAUUCAAAAUAAAAACGUGUUUGGAUUGGACGCCUUAUUUAAAGCAGAUCGGUCUCAGCCUAACAACUGAUAUGAAAAACACUGGCCUGAAUGGUAUCUUAAAAGAUAAGGCUUCUGGACCCAAUAUGUACGUUAGUAAGGCGAAGCAAAAACUUUUCGUAGAAAUCAGCGAGGGUCCCGGGCGGAGUCAAGUGGGCCUCGCCGAUACGCCGCAGGUUGUACCUGAAUUAAAGCACCCAGCAUCGCCUCCCGUGACCCUGGAGGAUUUUACAGUUGACGGUCCAUUCUUCUUUACUGUCACUAUGACUGUGCGUCAAGGAAAGAGAAAACGAUCUAAUAAAAUAUUUCGAGUGUUCACCGGAGUUUACUAUGGGCCGGAGUAA